Messenger RNA from Notolabrus celidotus (New Zealand spotty), 2769 nucleotides. It is a transcript of the gene cabp1b, whose product is annotated as calcium binding protein 1b. The record is from RefSeq and is a predicted model, not a curated record. Gene Ontology annotation, molecular function: calcium ion binding. Lineage: Eukaryota; Metazoa; Chordata; Actinopteri; Labriformes; Labridae.
AUGAGCUCUUCUCUCCCUAAAAGCGAGUCCACCACCUCUCUGCUCAAAUCCUCGGGGUUCCAACGGAGGACCGGGCUCGCGAAUAACGGUCCACAUGAUCACCGGAGGAACCGAACUCAGCAUCAGCAUCCAGUAGGAGCUGGAGGCGGAGGAGAUGCAGAUUGGACUGAGGAGUGCGAGACGAGCGCGCGGAGACCUCUCUGCCAACCAAGACAUUCAGAUCCUCGAAAUAUGGGUGAUCACCGCGUGCAGAAGAGCCACUCUCACCGGCAGCCGAGCCACCUGGAUGACGGUUACGCACAAGAGGAUGUGAGGCACAGGACGAGUCGGCAUCAGAAGGAGCGCACCAAGUCCUCCAGGUCCAAACACCCACAUCAUCACCACGAGUCCUCCAGAGGUGAGCAGCCUCAGCAAGGCGGCUCCCGGCAGGACAGGAGGACCUCUCCGACCUCCAUCCCAGCAAAAACAGGAGGAAGAAGCGGCUCUCUUCUUCGAGCCCAGAGAGAGAGUGAAACCGGGUCUUCCUCCAGUCUAAGCUCGGACCCUCCUGCGAUCAAGGCACCUGUCCAGCCCUCCUCCAGACGCAAAGGCAAGAGACUGAGCGCGACCCCGUCUGAGUAUGACGCCAGUCUGCAUCCCAUAGUGAAGUCCGUCUUUGGGCAGGACCAGAAGAAGAACUACAAAGCAGUGCAGUCUUGUGAGGAGGGGGGCUCUGGGGGGGCCUAUCUUGAGCCGCUAGUAGCCAUGGCCCAGAACGGAGGCAACAUGCACACCGUACUGGGGCCUGCAUGCAUCUUUCUACGCAAAGGCUUCGCUGAGAGCCGACAGGCUGACCGAGAGUUGAGGCCAGAAGAAAUGGAUGAGCUGCGUGAGGCGUUCAAGGAGUUUGACAAAGACAAAGAUGGGUUCAUCGGCUGUAACGACUUGUGGAACUGCAUGAGAACUAUGGGCUACAUGCCAACAGAGAUGGAGCUGAUUGAAUUGAGCCAGCAGAUCAACAUGAAUUUGGGAGGACAUGUCGACUUUGAGGACUUUGUUGAGCUGUAUGGACCCAAACUUCUGGCUGAGACUGCAGACAUGAUUGGGGUGAAGGAGCUGAGGGAUGCCAUUCAAGGAGUUGACACUAAUGGUGAUGGCCAGAUCAGCACAGCCGAACUCAGAGAGGCCAUGAAAAAACUCCUAGGACAACAGGUUGGACACAGAGAUCUGGAAGACAUUCUGCGAGACAUCGACCUCAAUGGAGAUGGACACGUAGACUUUGAAGAAUUCGUACGGAUGAUGUCUCGAUGAACUUUCUGACACAGAGUCGUCCGAGUUAGAACAAGACAAGGAUUCUCCACAUGGUUGAAAAAAGAAAAGAAAGACGAGUGCAGAAUCCUGAUGGAUCUUGAACUUUUGAACUGUCAAUGAACGAGAAAACAAAAACAUAUCAACCCUGUCCUGAAACUGCCACGCUGAAGCACAAGGCUGACGACCACAGCCGGGAGUGACACUGUCGACGAGGUGCAGCUGCCGUUUCUUCGAGCAUAAACAAAACCAACAGCUGCAUUCCUGACUUUUACACCGUAUAUUUUAAAAGAGCUCAUUCCUUCAGUAAUAACAACAUUCAUAAUGCUGAUGUGGCUGUUGACCUCAUGGGAGGAGGGUAACGGGUGUCUCAGUUCUUUUGCUCAAAUGUAAUAACUGUAGCAAUUAAUAAGACAUAUUUUGAAUUACAGCGUUAUGCCAGCCAAAACCAAUACAGCACAUGUUUUCUAAUGCUGAGGACGUCUUAAGCACAAAUAUGAAAUGGCAAUAUUGAAAGAUUUCAUGUGAUCAUGUUAAAGCUGUGUGUUUGUGUUUUUGUGCAAUCUAAUGUUUCUCUCCACCCUUACAGUAACUUUAAGAUGUCCCUACAGACUACUGUUAAACCCUGGUUAAAGAAAAGACAAUAUUGUUUUGUAAUUAUGUGUAAUGUAGCACUGAUGCAGUUCCUAAUAACAUUAUGCCUAUCUUACUGUGAUAUAUAUGUCAUUCUCAGUGUGCAUUAGACUCCUUCAUGUGCAAACGUUCUGAAGGACACUCAUUUUGUACAGUGAGUUGCUCAUUUGAAUGCGGUGGUUGGCCUUUUUGAUGACGUAUUUUUUUGAUAAUUUGGAUAUAACUUUGCAUGAGUUUGGCUGAUCAUCUAUUCCUAAACUCGAUUUAGGAAGUGAUCAAAGGGAGUUUUAAGGCUGCAUAUGAAAGACAGAUGCUGUUAAUGCUUUAAGUUUCACUAGAGAGCUUUGAUAAAUGUGUUUAUUUGUUGAGGUCUUUACAACUGUUCUGAUUUUUUAUUUUUACUGAGGUUCAACAGUUCAACUUUUGACUUUAUUACCUCAAACUGAAUCGAACAAUCAACCUCAUCCAUCAGCUGCCCCUAGCAUAACAUACAAGACCAAAUCAUUUACCCUACCAUUACCUUCAUUAUGUGUUUUUAAAGAAACAGCAUAUCAUCUGUUUAUGCAAAAAAGCCAAAGAAAGUUUACAAAAUUUCAUUUGAGUCUUAUUCAGUGUAGUGACUGUAUGCAGUAGUCUACAAAAUAUGAUCCAGGGGCGAUUAUAUUUUAUAUAAGGCUGCUUGAUUCGGGGUUUUAUGCAUGCUAUUAAGUUAAGAUAUCUCUCUGAAGUGAUAUCUUACUUUGUGAUUUUACUUGUCAUAACUGUGUGAAACUAUGCAUGCUAGAACAAACUGGAAUUUGUAGCAGAAUAUAUAUUAAAAAAUAAAGAUUUUUAUUGGAACUUGAGCAC